AUGGAUGAGUUCUGGCGGGCACCUCCCGUGUCCAGGACACUGACGGCAGCAACCUUCAUUCAGUCGCUUUUGUUCUAUGGCGAACUGAUCUCUGGAAGAUACCUUUUCUUUGUUCCGAGGAAAAUCUUCUUCCAUCUACCUCCUCAGGUCUGGCGAUUGGCGACUUGCUUCUUCCUGACUGGGCCAAGAUUCGACUUCCUCUGGGACCUGUACAACCUUUGGCGGUACAGCAGUGCCCUCGAGUCUCAGUCGGGUCGCUUCUCCAAACCCGGUGACUUUUUCAUCUUCAUUCUGUUCGUAAACACCGUCAUCAUGCUUACUGCAGGCCUCUACAUGGGCUAUAGCUCUUUCCUUCCCGCCCUGAUCAUGGCCCUGGUGUGGACUUUCGCCCAGGACAAACGUGGCACCCGCGUGAGAUUCUUCAUCAUUGACAUCAAGGUGAUCUACUUGCCUGCUGCGAUGUUGUGUAUCACUAUGGUGCAUUGGGGCUGGCAGAGAAUGCUGAUGGAAGCCACCGGUGUUUUCGCUGCUCAUCUUUACGACUUUAUCACCCGCACGUAUCCUAGGUUUGGAGGUGGCAAAAACUUCAUCUUCACUCCCCGUUUCGUCCAGCGCUUCUUCUACAAACAUACCCCGAACGUCGGAUACCGUGGAUAUGGCACGGCUCAUCAUGCACCGCAACCAUCUGAGUCGGCACCUCAAGCUCAACCUCGCGCUACUGAAGGCGGAGAGUCCUGGGGUGGCUGGGGCUCUGGACGCAGACUCGGUUAA
Penicillium subrubescens is the source of this 771-nucleotide messenger RNA. RefSeq lists its product as uncharacterized. Bases 1 to 771 code for a protein of 256 amino acids. Gene Ontology annotation, molecular function: misfolded protein binding; ubiquitin-specific protease binding. Gene Ontology annotation, cellular component: Hrd1p ubiquitin ligase ERAD-L complex; endoplasmic reticulum membrane. NCBI's taxonomy places the organism in Eukaryota, Fungi, Ascomycota, Eurotiomycetes, Eurotiales, Aspergillaceae. The transcript is spliced from 4 exons. Gene Ontology annotation, biological process: endoplasmic reticulum unfolded protein response. The record is from RefSeq and is a predicted model, not a curated record.